This is a messenger RNA of Polypterus senegalus (gray bichir), 1577 nucleotides long. It is a transcript of the gene cnbpb, whose product is annotated as CCHC-type zinc finger, nucleic acid binding protein b. Gene Ontology annotation, cellular component: cytoplasm. Lineage: Eukaryota; Metazoa; Chordata; Cladistia; Polypteriformes; Polypteridae. The coding region runs from base 159 to 689 and encodes 176 amino acids. Gene Ontology annotation, biological process: activation of innate immune response; positive regulation of cytoplasmic translation. The record is from RefSeq and is a predicted model, not a curated record. Gene Ontology annotation, molecular function: zinc ion binding; single-stranded RNA binding; double-stranded DNA binding. The transcript has 5 exons.
GAAAACCUGCGAAAAUCUCGUCUUCGUCGCGGUUUGGGGGGGUUAUCUUUUCCGUAAACCAAGUUGGCUCAUAACUUGAACCCCAUUGGAGUGAAAAGUAGAAGAGACCCAGUUCGAGUUAUUUGUACUGAAAAGGUUUUUAAACAAAACCGUUGGAAAUGAGCAACAACGAAUGUUUUAAAUGUGGACGCACUGGACACUGGGCUCGCGAGUGUCCUAGUGGAGGAGGAAGCAGUCGUGGUCGUGGAGGAAGGAGUCGCAAUCGGGGAGGCUAUGUUGCAGGCAGAGAAAUUUGUUAUCGCUGUGGGGAAGCAGGUCAUGUUGCCAAGGACUGUGAGCUUCAUGAGGACGGUGGGUACAUGCAAUUUGAAGCCUGCUACAAUUGUGGCAAAGGUGGUCAUAUUGCCAAGGAUUGCAAAGAGCCCAAGAGAGAGAGGGAGCAACUGUGCUACAACUGUGGCAAACCUGGACAUCUGGCUCGUGACUGCGAUCAUGCCGAUGAGCAGAAGUGCUACUCUUGUGGGGAGUUUGGGCAUAUCCAAAAAGACUGCACUAAAGUGAAGUGCUACAGGUGUGGAGAAACUGGACAUGUUGCUAUCAACUGCAGCAAAACAAGUGAAGUGAACUGCUACCGUUGUGGAGAGUCCGGACACCUGGCAAGAGAAUGCACCAUCGAGGCUACAGCUUAAUCCUUUUCCUUUGUCGCCCCUCCUUUUUCUGAUUGAUGGUUGUAUUAUUUUCUCUGAAUCCUCUUCACUGGCCCAAGGUUGGCAGAUAGAGGCUAGUCCCAGGCCAGUGAGCUUUACUUGACAUGUAAAAGGAGGAAAGGGGUGGAAAAAAUCGACUUUCUGCAUUUAAUACAAAAAAAUGUUUAUGUUUAGUUUGGUAGAGGUGUAAUGUAUAAUGCUUUGUUAAAGAACCCCCUUUCCAUGCCACUGGUGUAUAGGGAUUAAUGAAUGGGAAGAGAUGUGCAGAUUUAACCCUCUUGGGUUCUUGGAAGUAAUCCUGAGUGAGAGGAAACAAAUACUAUUGGAAGUAAGACUUCCUCAGAAUUAAUUUUUACUCAAGAAAAAGAAGCUGGCCUAGGAAUGUUUAACCUGUGAAGUGUUUCACAACAUAAGUUAUAUCCGUGUCAGGCCCUAUCGGCAGUAUACAGCUUAAGUGGGAGUUAACUGAAAAUUAAGUUAUAUGAAGAACCUCUAACUGUGGGAAGAAAAUAUCGGGAGUAGUUUGUUUUGUAAAUGCCAGCUGCUUGCGGCAACAGUGCUGAGGUUGAAGAUAGAAAUUAGGCCAAGGUUUCGGUCACAAUUUUUCAAAGUAGAUUAGUGUAAACCCAGAGCAGAAGACAAACUUCAAGAACAAGAAAAAGCAGAGUCUGAAGUUAUGAGUAAGAAGAAUGUUUUCACAGAAAUCAAAAUGUUAUUUUUGUACAAUAUUAUCACUUAGACUACUGUAAAAAAUAUCAUUUGCUUGUACUCAGUUUUUAAGUCGGAAGGUAAAUGCAACUGAAGUCCUAGAAAAUAGAAAUGUAAUUUUAAACUAUCAAUAAAGCUGGAGGAGGAAGGGGAGAAAGACUU